Molecule: messenger RNA, 1734 nt
Organism: Sceloporus undulatus (fence lizard)
Lineage: Eukaryota; Metazoa; Chordata; Lepidosauria; Squamata; Phrynosomatidae
Gene: DLD
Product: dihydrolipoamide dehydrogenase
Exons: 13
Coding region: 1-1536 (511 amino acids)
Cellular component (GO): mitochondrion; oxoglutarate dehydrogenase complex
Molecular function (GO): dihydrolipoyl dehydrogenase (NADH) activity; flavin adenine dinucleotide binding
Source: RefSeq, a predicted model, not a curated record
AUGUUCAAGCUGAUAUUGAACCUUCCUCUGAAGGAGAGACAUUUGAAGCAAGGAAAGAAGAGAAGAUGUCCGGCUACAUCACUGCUCCAACUUAAGUCUGGUGACAAAGACCCAGUCCUCCAGGGUAACCGAGUCAGCGCCUGUUUAAAAAGUGCCUCAACCCCGUUUACCCAGAGAACUCGGCUUCAAGUAUACUUGAGCAAUUCGGCUUCAACGAGAUGUAGUUUUGGCCCGCCGCUUGGACCAGGUCGAGGGCAUGACAGCCGAAAACAGGCCUUGCUAAACAAUUCACACCUCUAUCAUCUGGCCCAUGGAAAAGACUUUGCUAGCAGGGGAAUUGAAAUUACAGGACUCCGACUCAAUUUAGAGAAGAUGAUGGAACAGAAGAGUGGUGCGGUGAAGGCCUUAACAGGUGGAAUUGCUCAUUUGUUUAAACAGAACAAGGUGACACAUGUGUCUGGAUUUGGAAAAAUAACAGGCAAAAACCAGGUCACAGCAACCAAAGAAGAUGGCAGCACUCAAGUUAUUAAUACAAAGAACAUCCUUAUAGCUACAGGCUCAGAAGUGACACCUUUUCCAGGAAUUACGAUUGAUGAAGAAACAGUAGUAUCAUCUACUGGUGCAUUGUCUUUGAAGAAUGUCCCUGAAAAAAUGGUUGUUAUUGGUGCUGGUGUCAUUGGUGUGGAACUGGGCUCGGUCUGGCAGCGUCUAGGUGCCGAUGUGACAGCUGUGGAAUUCUUGGGCCAUGUUGGUGGAUUGGGCAUUGAUAUGGAGAUAUCUAAGAACUUCCAGCGUAUUCUUCAGAAGCAAGGGCUUAAAUUUAAACUAAAUACCAAAGUUACAGGUGCUACCAAGAAACCAGAUGGAAAGAUUGAUGUUUCGAUUGAAGCUGCUGCCGGAGGCAAGGCAGAAGUGAUUACUUGCGAUGUACUUUUGGUUUGCAUUGGGCGGCGUCCUUUCACUAAGAAUCUUGGUUUGGAAGAUGUUGGUAUUGAACUGGAUAACAGGGGUAGAAUCCCAAUCAACAACAGAUUCCAAACCAAAGUGCCAAACAUUUAUGCUAUUGGUGAUGUAGUUGCUGGACCAAUGCUCGCUCACAAAGCUGAAGAUGAAGGUAUUCUCUGCGUUGAAGGAAUAGCUGGAGGUGCAGUUCAUAUUGACUACAACUGUGUGCCUUCAGUAAUUUAUACACAUCCUGAAGUUGCCUGGAUUGGCAAAUCAGAAGAACAGCUGAAGGAAGAGGGGACAGAGUACAAAGUUGGAAAAUUUCCAUUUGCUGCUAACAGUAGAGCGAAGACCAAUGCAGACACCGAUGGAUUGGUGAAGAUGCUAAGUCACAAAACAACCGACAGGAUGCUUGGAGCUCAUAUUCUAGGCGCAGGUGCUGGAGAAAUGAUCAAUGAAGCUGCUCUUGCAAUGGAGUAUGGAGCGUCAUGUGAAGACGUAGCCAGAGUUUGCCAUGCACAUCCGACUGUGUCUGAAGCCUUCAGGGAAGCUAACCUGGCAGCGUCAUUUGGGAAGGCUAUCAAUUUCUAAAGUGAAGGGAUAUCUAUGAUAUACAAAGCGUAUUUUCAAGUGAAAACUGACUGGAAGCUUUGUAGAAAGCUUAGCCUUUUAAAUAUUUCUGGGACUCUUAAACGAACUCUUGUUAAAAACAUAAAAUAUUUAAAACAAUAUGAGGUUGUGGGGAAGGGAAAGCUCCCAAUACCUGUAUAUUAAAUAUAUUCAAUUCUG